AUGAUCCUGACGGGUCCCUUCCUAGUCGGAAUAUUCUAUGAUUCUGUGAUUGGUCGUGGAGUUCUCUCUGGUGACAUUCCCAGCCCGCCUGGACGCGGUCCUGCUCUGGGUGACCCCGCCUCGGCAGGGAGCUCGGACGGGACAUCUCCAGAGCUCCCCUCCCACUCGAACCAGGCUUCAGCGAGAAGGGGAACACGAGGCUUCCAGCCAGGGAGCGGGGGAAGCCAUUCUGAAACCUCCAAAUCCUCCGGAACCGGCUGUGAGGAAGCGGAAGAGGUGGAGCGGGACCGGGCAGCCUUGGCGGCCAUGGCCACGGCGGGGGGAUCGGCGGGAGGCGAGGAGGGAUGCGAGCACUACCGGCGGGGCUGCCGGCUGCGGGCCCCGUGCUGCGGGAAGCUGUACCCGUGCCGGCUGUGCCACGACGCAGCCGAGGAGCACCAGCUGGAUCGGUUCCAGGUGUCCGAGGUGCAGUGCAGCAGCUGCCGGCUCCUGCAGAAGGCCCAGCAGCACUGUGAGGGCUGUGGCAGCCUCUUUGGGGAGUACUACUGUGACAUCUGCCACCUGUUUGACCGUGACAAGAAGCAGUACCACUGCCAGGAGUGCGGCAUCUGCAGGAUUGGCCCCAAGGAGGAUUUCUUCCACUGCUCCAAGUGUAAUUUGUGCCUGAGCCUGAGUCUCCAAGGAAAGCACAAGUGUAUUGAAAAUGUCUCCAGGCAGGACUGUCCAAUAUGUUUGGAGGAUAUUCACACAUCUCGUGUUGGAGCCCAUGUUCUGCCAUGUGGUCACCUUCUUCACAGAACAUGUUACGAUGAAAUGCUGAAGGAAGGCUACAGGUGUCCCUUGUGCAUGCACUCGGCCUUGGACAUGACCAGGUACUGGCGCCAGCUGGACAACGAGGUGGCACAGACUCCCAUGCCCACCGAGUACCAGAACAUGAUGGUGGAGAUCCUUUGCAACGACUGCAACGCCCGCUCCACGGUGCAGUUCCACCUGCUGGGCAUGAAGUGCCAGAGCUGUGAGUCCUACAACACGGCCCAGGACGGGCGGUGCCGGCUGUCCUUGGAGGAGCAGUGACUGGGGCAGGCUCGACCGGGCCCCGGCAAAGACUGGUUUGGGAACAAAGCAACUCUUGUGUCAGUAAAAAUUCCAGUUUUCCCAGUUCAAGGAGUCCUGUGCUGCGUCGGGGAGCAGGCAGGUGAGAGGAGCAGCACGAGGAGAUGUGGUGAGCGGCCGGCGCAGCGGCAGGAGGAGUUUGGAGGCAGCUGAAGGGGAAGGGAGGUGGAGAGGCAGCUCUGGGGGAAAAUGGGUCGCUUUGAGAGGCCUUUGGGGCUAGUGCCAGCAUCCACAGGGCAGUGUGUGGGGAUGUUGUGUUCCCUGGGGAUGAUGUGUGUGCCUCCUGGGAAUGAUGGCCAGUGGGCAGCAGUGGCAUCCUCAGCUCCCUUCGAGCACUGUCACCUGUGUGUACAGAAUUCCCUUGAAACAAGGGAAUUGCCCUGCCUGCUGGGAUGAGCAGCUGGAAGAUCCAGGUGCAAAGCCCCCCGUUUCCCCCUGGACACCCAUCCUGACUCGCUGCUGUCUCUCUGCUCAGAUUCCUUUGCCAGCUGCAGUCACUUUUUCCCUGUUUCUUCCUUGUUUUGCUCUGUUCACUGGCAAAGGCUGAGGUGGCGUGGGGUUUAAGACUCGUACAUAGCUGGAUUUUACUGGUUAGGUACCUAAAGUGAAACAUAUCCUCCACAUCAGGCUGAGCCUGGGAUGUUCACUGAAAUAAAGCAGCCCAGGGUCCAGUUUUCUGUGUUAUUUUGGUGUUUGUUCAUGGUCGAACUUCACUGGGGGGAGAACCACUGCCUUUUGAAAGAAAUAAAAACCCCAGUUCCACCCUCUUUCAUGUAACAUUCUGCCUGAGGUGUUUUGCAGUCCUAAAUAUUGCAGGAAGUCCUCUGUGAAUUUCACAUGCAGAUACUUCACAGUAAUAAGAUGUAAAAAAAGGUUGGUUCCUCUUCAGGUUAUAAUUACUCAUUUUUAACUUGUUCUGUUGUAAAAUGAACUUUUCUUAAUCCAGCAGUGCCCGUUUUCUGUAGGGAAUAUUUAGGAUUUGGAUGGUAGCUAUUGUAGCUUGCCUUGACUGGGGUAUCUUUUUCUGGAGCACUUUUCUCACUGCUAUAAAUAAAUGUAAAAAAAGGUCUCUAUUAAAAUAAACAAACUACACUGAG
Melospiza melodia melodia is the source of this 2210-nucleotide messenger RNA. RefSeq names its product ring finger and CHY zinc finger domain containing 1 (gene RCHY1). The record is from RefSeq and is a predicted model, not a curated record. Gene Ontology annotation, molecular function: zinc ion binding. NCBI's taxonomy places the organism in Eukaryota, Metazoa, Chordata, Aves, Passeriformes, Passerellidae. The transcript has 9 exons. Bases 1 to 1074 code for a protein of 357 amino acids.